This is a messenger RNA of Wallemia mellicola CBS 633.66, 2274 nucleotides long. RefSeq lists its product as hypothetical. Bases 299 to 2185 code for a protein of 628 amino acids. Gene Ontology annotation, cellular component: cytosol. Gene Ontology annotation, biological process: proteolysis. NCBI's taxonomy places the organism in Eukaryota, Fungi, Basidiomycota, Wallemiomycetes, Wallemiales, Wallemiaceae. The transcript is spliced from 3 exons. Gene Ontology annotation, molecular function: oligopeptidase activity; serine-type endopeptidase activity. The record is from RefSeq and is a predicted model, not a curated record.
ACUACAAGAAAUAUUCAAAAUAUUCACAAGAUGGCAUUCAAUUAUCCAAAUGUUAGACGCGACGAAACUAAAUUCACUGAUUACAAGUCAGAAAAACGAGGCGUUGUGAGAGUACCAGACCCAUACCAUUGGUUAGAAACACCGCCAGCCCAAUCAAAGGAGAGCGCAGAGUUCGUAGAUGCUCAGAAUAAUUUAUUUAAUGCAUACAUGGAGGAUGUAAAGUACAAAGAGGAAUUCAAAACAGCUUUAACUCAAAAUAUGAGUUAUCCAAAAUUCAGUGCACCAUCUUUGAAAAAAAAUGGCAUCGCUUACUGGUCUGAAAAUGCUGGUCUGCAGCCACAUGCAGUCAUACGAUCAUCUAAGCAACUUAGUAGUAAUGAGAGCAACUUUAGCUACAGCUGCUUUUUCUAAAACUGCAAAGUACUUUGGUUAUGGUAUAUCAAGAUCUGGUAGUGACUGGUGCACUUUGUAUGUGCGGCCAAGUGAUUCACCAUUCACAGAAAAGAGUGGUUCACAUGAAACUGACAAGGAAAGAUUCUCUGACGAAAUAAGAUACGUUAAAUUUAGCAGUAUUGGGUGGUUAGGGGAUUCUGGUUUUUUUUAUCAACGUUAUGAUGUUACAGAAGGAGCCCAUGGUGCAGCCCACGAAGAUGUAGCUGGUUUAGAGACAGAUGCGAAUGAAAAUGCGAAACUGUAUUAUCACAAAGUCAAUACUCCACAAUCUGAAGACAAGCUCGUCCUUGAGGACCCACAAAAUCCGACACAUAUGUGGUCUGCUAGCACCACCGAUGAUGGUAGGUUCCUUGUCGUUACUGUGGCCAAAGAUACAAGUAGAAGGAAUUUACUUAAGGUGGCCGAUCUUAAUGAUUCACGCAACGCCGAAAUUUCGUCAAAUAUGUGCUGGCUAGAUAUAAUCAGCGAUUUCAAGCAUGAGUAUGAUGUCAUUGACAACGAUGACAGCAAACUUUAUAUCCACACGAAUGAGGAGGCAGACAACUACAAGAUCAAGACCUUUGAUAUCGCAUCUAACGUAUGGAGUGAGCUUGUAUCCGAAGAAGAUGGUGUUCUCGUUGAAGCUCAGAUCGUCAAUAGUGACAAGCUCGUCGCUGUAUAUACGCGCGACGUGAAAAGCGAGUUGAUUGUCAGAUCAUUACGUGAUGGUUCUCAUUUAUACAGACCUUUUGAUAAGUUUACUGGAUCUAUCAAUCAGGUCACUGGCGAACGUGAUCAUACCAAAAUUUAUCUUAGCACUACAUCCUACACUACUCCAGGAGAAGUUUUGUGUUUUGAUUUUGAAGAACUUGAAAAGCGCAAAUGCAUUGACCAAGCUUCCACGGUUUUCCGCUCAGCUGAGGUUAAUGGUUUAGAUCCUAAAGAAUUUACCACAGAACAGCAUUUCGCCCAGUCACCUGAUGGUACAAAGAUACCCGUAUUCAUCACCCGUCAUAAAGACACACCAAAGGAUGCACCAUUUUUCCUAUAUGGAUAUGGUGGUUUUUCUAUCAGUUUGCUCCCUUUCUUUUCGCCAUCUGCGCUCACAUUUGUCAAGCACUUUAGAGCAGGCCUAGCAGUUGCUAAUAUUCGAGGAGGUGGUGAGUAUGGUGAGAGGUGGCACCAAGCUGGUACAAAGGAGCGUAAACAAAAUUGUUUCGACGACUUCCUUGCAUCUGCUAACUAUCUGGUUGAUAACGGCUUUGCAAGGAAGGGUUCAAUCAUCGCCAACGGAGGUAGCAACGGAGGGCUUCUUGCUGCUGUAGUUGCUCAACAAGACAAGAUGGAUCUAAUUGGCGUGUCAAUAGUUGACGUCGGUGUGCUGGACAUGCUCAAAUUCCACCUUUGGACUAUCGGUCGUGCGUGGUGCUCCGACUAUGGAAAUGCUGAGGAAGCUAAUGACUUUGACUACCUAUACGAGUACUCUCCGUUACAUCAAGCUGCUCUGGCUCAGGAGAAAAUCUACCCUUCUAUGCUUCUCACUUCAGCCGCGCACGAUGACCGAGUUGUAAGCUGUCAUACUACAAAAAUGAUAGCACAAUUGCAACAUACUCAAUCAGAAAAGAUCAAGUUAGCAAGACUGGAAACCAAGGCUGGCCACGGUGCUGGUAAAUCAACAGAAAUGCGUAUAGCUGAAGCAACUGACAAAUACACAUUUGCUGCUCAUGAACUUGGAUUAAAAUGGUUUAACUAAGUAAUAAGCAUUCGCUGAAAUUUAUUUUUCUGUAAUACUAGACUUACAUGGUAGUUUAUCAGCCAUUACAACUGAUCAUGAGAUUUGUG